GGGUUCGGCCAGUCCUUGGCAGUGGGGCCGAUGGAGACCGAGGAGCCGGGAGCGGUGGGGACAUCCAAGGAGGGGAGAGGUCCCGGGUCUCCUUCACCCAGCGCAUAAGUUCAGUUGUUGAAGCCCCAUACUGAGCUCAGGUUCUCAAGCAACAGGCAACUUGAAGGCAUCAGAGCUUCCUUUGGGAAGGAGGCAAAGCCAAACCUGGCCUCCUGUUUGAAAACCCUGAAAGCUUAUCAGGAAGGGGUGAUCUUGAUUCACCGGAGGCUGCAGAAAGCAUCUGGAAGCCCAAGUGGGAAGUUGCUCCUUGAACAAGAACCAACGAGAUCUGGUGCUGGGGAGAAGCUGAAUCUUAACAAUGUCAUUUCCCAGGACCAGGUCCUUAACCUGGUCUUGGAUCUGCCUGAGGAGGGAAGACAAUCUGCCACCCUUCCCACCCGCUGCAAACCACUACCCAGCCAGAGGAUAGUCAGACACUGCCACUAUGGAGGAAGCAUGCAGUUUCUGUAAGAGACGAGGUAUCCUGAUCCUGGAGUUGGGACCAGAGUUCCACAUACAGUUUAAGAAAUCGUGGAGGGCAGACUUCUCCAACUUCUGCAACCACAUCCCCACCCUAUCUUUCCGUUUGACAGAAGAGCAUUGAGACAGAUUGCCUCUGGCAGACUGGCUCUUCUCAAAGGCAGGUGUGCCAGCCAUGAGAGGAUACCUUGUGGUCAUAAUCCUGAGUGCUGGCUUUCUCUAUUAUGUGCUUCAUUGUAUUUUGUGGAAAACAAACACUUACUGGAUGCCCCCUUUGGAGAUGGAAAGGAGAAAUAAAAUCCUGACCUGCUCAGUGAAGCCAGCAUUCGAGCCCAUAUUGAACAUCCGUGGAAUCCACCCCUUCCUGUGUGCAAGUGACUACAAGAAAAUGGCUGAACUCCAUGGGAGCCACAGGAUCGACUUGCCUUAUGGCAUCCGGAGAUCUGAAAGAUAUUUUCAACUCGCUCUCUCAAGACUGCAGAGUUGUGAUCUGUUUGAUGAAUCCGACAAUGUGCCAUGUAAAAGAUGUGUCGUCGUGGGUAAUGGAGGAGUGCUGAAGAAUAAGACAUUGGGAGAGAAAAUCGACUCUUAUGAUGUGAUAAUAAGAAUGAAUAAUGGUCCUGUUCUAGGCUAUGAAGAUGAUGUUGGAAGGAAGACCACCUUCCGGCUGUUUUAUCCAGAGUCUGUUUUUUCAGAUCCAGUUCACUAUGAUCCCAACACUACUGUCAUUCUCACUGUCUUCAAACCACAAGAUUUAAAGUGGCUAUGGGCUCUGUUAAGUGGUGGAAAAGCAAGCCCGAAUGGCUUCUGGAAGAAACCGGCCUUGAAUAUGAUCUACAAACCCAGCCAAAUCAGGAUCCUGGACCCCAUCAUUACCCGAAUAGCUGCUCACCACCUGCUUCAUUUCCCCAGAGUGUUCCCCAAGAAAGAGAAACCAAAACACCCGACGACUGGGAUGAUCGCUAUCACACUGGCAUUUCAGAUAUGCCACGAAGUCCACCUGGCAGGCUUUAAAUACAACUUCACCGACCAUCACAGUUCUUUGCACUAUUAUGGGAAUGACACUAUGACUCAGAUGAGCCAGAAUGCAUACCAUAAUAUAACCGCAGAGCAAAUCUUUUUGAAGAAUCUUAUAGAAAAGGACUAUGUUAUCAAUUUGAUAAAAGAUUGAUGACAAGUACUAAGGACUCCCAAAGAAGCAUAAUUGAUGUUUCAUCAGUAUUAGUUUUAUUUUUUUAUACUGAAAUUUUAGUUUAUUUUUUAAAAUGCCACAUUCAUUUACCAAGAAGUAUGGGGGGGAAAAUAUCAUGAGGGUCAGAAUGGCUACAAUGUCUGUUGCUUUUGCUGGUCAUUGCAAUGCAAUGCCAUUCCAGCGGGAAUCAAUUUCUGUGAAUAUUUAAUUAUGAAAUCAAAACUCAACUUCCAGCUUCUGUAUCAGGGAAAUAAAUAUCAAAGCAUAUAUUUUGCCAUUUAUUUAAAAAAAAAA
This is a messenger RNA of Ornithorhynchus anatinus (platypus), 2005 nucleotides long. RefSeq names its product ST3 beta-galactoside alpha-2,3-sialyltransferase 6 (gene ST3GAL6). Gene Ontology annotation, biological process: glycolipid biosynthetic process. Gene Ontology annotation, molecular function: beta-galactoside alpha-2,3-sialyltransferase activity. Lineage: Eukaryota; Metazoa; Chordata; Mammalia; Monotremata; Ornithorhynchidae. The record is from RefSeq and is a predicted model, not a curated record. The coding region runs from base 695 to 1690 and encodes 331 amino acids. The transcript is spliced from 13 exons.